Molecule: messenger RNA, 1153 nt
Organism: Hypomesus transpacificus
Lineage: Eukaryota; Metazoa; Chordata; Actinopteri; Osmeriformes; Osmeridae
Gene: tesca
Product: tescalcin a
Exons: 8
Coding region: 104-772 (222 amino acids)
Molecular function (GO): calcium ion binding
Source: RefSeq, a predicted model, not a curated record
AUUGACUUCCUUAUUGACAAAAAAAGAAGGCGAAACUUGACAGUUGUGACGGCAGUUCAGCAUAUCAGUCAGUCGACGCUCCAGAAAGUGCGCUUCUCUCCGAAUGACCGUAAUGGGAGCUUCUCAGUCAACACGCAUUGAAGACGAAUUCCAGGAUUUAGCCGAUCAAACUGGAUUCUCUCUGGAGCAGAUUGUCAACCUUCACAAGAGAUUUAAACAACUGAGUGAGAACGAAGAAACGAUCAGGAGGGAGAAUUUGGAGAGAAUCCCUGCCCUGGAAGACAACCCAAUCCGGGCUCAGAUUAUCGAAGCCUUCUUCGAUAAGAGGAACCUGCGCCAGGACGCUGUCGGCUCCCUCCAGGAGAUCGGCUUUGCAGAAUUCCUCAUGGUGAUGUCACACUUCCGUCCGCCGCCGCCCAAGGUCAUGACCCCUGAGGAGAGGGAGUGCCUGAGGAGGCAGAAGCUACGCUUCCUGUUCAACAUGCACGACACGGACAACGAUGGCACCAUCACUCUGGAGGAGUACAGGAAGGUGGUGGAAGACAUGCUGUCUAAGAGUGGAGAUAUGGGGCUCCAAACCGCCAAGGCCAUCACAGACGCGGCCAUGUUGGAAGUGUCGAAAAUCAACGAGAGUCACAUGGGUCCCGAUGAAGUCUAUGACAGGAUCACCUUCGAGCAUUUCCUAGAGAUUCUGAAAAGUCUUGAAAUCGAAUCAAAGAUGCACAUCCGCUUUUUAAACAUGGACACUACAACUAUUCGUUGUGGGAAAUGAGAUUCUCUUUGUUAAAAAGAUACUUAUUUUCUGUAUUUACCUGCUGUUUUUAGAAGAAAAAAAACUCUUCAUUGAGAUGCCAAAUACUUUAACAUACGUUACUGUUAUAUACGUUCAUGUAACUAUACAAUCUGGUUCAGAUAUUAAUUAGUAUUGUACUAAUGCACAAUAUGAAAAUACUGUUAAUAACUCUAUAAAAUAACUCUAGGUUUUGGCACCAUUAUAGCAACAACCCCAUCCUAUCUUUUGCAGUUACACAACCUUAUAUCUGAAAAAAACCACUUUGCAUAAAUAAAUCUAAUUGAAGAUUUAACUUGAAAUACAUUUCAAAGCAUUUGCACUAAUUUAUAAGUGAAUAAAUAACUGUGUGACUAACAUUGA